Suillus paluster is the source of this 1092-nucleotide messenger RNA. RefSeq lists its product as uncharacterized. Bases 1 to 969 code for a protein of 322 amino acids. The record is from RefSeq and is a predicted model, not a curated record. Lineage: Eukaryota; Fungi; Basidiomycota; Agaricomycetes; Boletales; Suillaceae. The transcript has 6 exons.
AUGGGAAACUGGCUGUCAAAUGGGCCAUCACGUUCCAGUGAGGGCCAAUUUGGUGACUUUGCUGAUGAUCGUGCAAAGGAGAACAGAUUAUCUCUUGUUGGGCACACCAGCAAUUAUAUAUCAGCGCUGUCAUCAUAUUCCACUUCUGCCACAUUAUCAACGCCCUGGCCCUCUCACAAUGACGCCAAAGGUAUUUAUUCCCCUCCGAAGUCUCACUCGACAUUUACGAUUCCACGACCAGCUGUUUCUUCUCCAUUUCCGACGCGAGCAGAGUAUCUCCGCCAGCCUCUGCGUGCAGAAUCGUUGCAAGAUGCGCUUCAGACGCUGCGCAAUUAUGACAUGACUAUCAUCAUGGAUGAUUCUUCAUCCAUGACUGGUUCGCUGUGGAAUGAGGCAAAACAGGCUCUCGCCGCGCUCGUCAACGCAGUGAGCCAAUAUGACGCCAGUGCCGCUGGCAUAGACAUACAAUUCUUGAACUGCAACGCAACCAUGACGGGAGUUACGGACUCCAGAGUUGUCCACGAGCAGUUCGCCAAAUUCCAGCCCUGUGGCCCAACCACUGUUGGGAAUCGCCUCAGUAUGAUCCUCGGCGAUUAUUUCGGUGACCUGUAUGCUGCUAAGGGACGGGAGGAUUCAUGCAAGAACAUCAAGCCCUUGAAUGUGCUCAUCAUUACUGAUGGCGCGUCAUCGGACGAUGUAGAGAGUGUGGUCGUCUAUUUUUCUAGGCUACUUGAGGCCGACAAGUGGCCACUUGGACAGGUCGGGAUACAGUUCGUCCAGAUAGGGAAUUCGAGGCAUGCAGCACAGUUCCUUAGAAAGCUGGAUGAUUUGAAACAGGCACAUAUACGGGACAUCGUCGACACAACGCCCUAUAUCGGCCAACUGCAUGCUGACAUGCUUAUCAAGGUCCUGGUCGGUGGUAUAAAUCGCCGCGUGGACACGAAGGGUGGUGAUUCAGUUAUGUUUUAAGUUGCGAGACAUUGGACAAAUUGUAUCGUAUCUGGAGCUAAGGAUUUGUCGUCAGCUCAGUACCCAACAAAUCUUCCUGUAGCAAAUAAACCUAUGCAUGUAUGUAGCCUUAGUAAUUUACCA